Medicago truncatula (barrel medic) is the source of this 1138-nucleotide messenger RNA. RefSeq names its product two-component response regulator-like APRR5. The transcript has 3 exons. The record is from RefSeq and is a predicted model, not a curated record. Gene Ontology annotation, cellular component: nucleus. Gene Ontology annotation, molecular function: protein binding; DNA-binding transcription factor activity. Lineage: Eukaryota; Viridiplantae; Streptophyta; Magnoliopsida; Fabales; Fabaceae. The coding region runs from base 119 to 874 and encodes 251 amino acids. Gene Ontology annotation, biological process: regulation of flower development.
UCACUCAUCAUAAAUACUAAAUGCAUUGCAGUGUUGGUACCAUACACACUUCAUUUUCAUUCUUCUUCUAGUUACACCACCCCUAAUUAAUUAAGUGCUUCUAUAAAUCAUAAUCAUCAUGUAUGCACACUCUAAUUCCAACAAUAUUCCAUUCUCAACACCCUUUCUUCUUCACUCUUCUUCUCCAUUUAUGGAACAAAACAACUCCAUCCCUGAUUUCACUGAGUUAGACUCAUUCCAAGACACUCUCUCCCAACUGAAUAACUCUGAGUUGAGCAGUGGCUAUAGCAGCUAUGGUGGAUCACCUUCACCAAGUACUCCAAUCUUGAUGCAAAGGAGCAUUAGCAGUCAUUCCCUUCAGUACAAUAAUGGGACUCACCAUUAUCCCCUCUCUGCUUUUUUUGCUGACUUGCUCGACUCAGACGAUGCUCCGGUGAGGAAAGUUUGCAGUACCGGCGAUUUGCAGAGGAUUAACGGAAUGCAACAUAAUCAUCAUCAUCACGUGGAUAGUCCAUUGUCUAGUGAAAGUAGUAUGAUCAUAGAAGGUAUGAGCAGAGUUUGUCCAUAUAGCCCAGAAGAAAAGAAAGUGAGAAUUGAAAGAUACAGAAUAAAGAGGAAUCAGAGGAACUUUAACAAGAAAAUUAAGUAUGUUUGCCGAAAGACAUUGGCAGAUAGGAGGCCACGAAUCAGAGGACGGUUUGCGAGGAAUGAUGAAAUUGAUAAGAAACCUAUAGUUGAGUGGAGCCACAUUGGUGGUGGGGAGGAAGAGGAUGAAGAAGAUGAAAAAUGGAAUAAUAUCUUUAAUUCCAUAGUUGCUGCAAAUCUUGUUCAUGAUGAGUUUCAAGGAAGUUCCUCAUUUGGUCUAUUAUAUUAGAAUACUUACAAGUUUAUUAAAUUUAGCUAGUUUAUUUUUUUUUUUGUAUUUUCAAAGUAUUAUUGUAUGUGGUGCUCUUUUAGUUUAGAUCAAACAAACUAAGUACUCAUGUAAAUAUUUUUUAUAUUUAUUUGAGUCAUGUCCAUAUAUGCAGUUUUUAGAGUUCAGUCAGGGGUGAUGUUUUUUAGUGCCCUAUAUCUUUUUAUAGGACUUAGCAUCCAUGUAUAUCAUGUAUUAUUGAAUCAAACUUUGGUAAUAACUCUA